UAAAGACAGACUAAUUUUCCCAGGCAGCAUGAUUCUGUACCUUUGUCUCCCUCUUCUGGCUGGACUCCUGCAGCCGAUUCUCUGCCAGUACAACUGUUCCACAGAGUAUGAAAGGACUCCUGAGAACUCAGACCUGUCAGUUGACUGUGGCACUACCAUCAUCUCCCUGGAGAUCAACUACUGCACAGCCAAGUGGUCGGGCUUCAACUAUACAAAUCUUGCACUGAAUGGGAAGCACAACACUACAGAGUGCCAAGGCUCUCUGGACACCAGUGUGAACCCACCAGUGAUUCGUUUCCAGCUUCCUAUUAACCAAAGUCAGGAUAACCCAUGCCGUCACUCCCUGCAGAUUGCUGAUGAAGCCCCAGAUCCCACAGGUCCCUUCAGCCAGUUCCUAAGUGUCCAGUCAGUUAUCAUCACCAGCUUCAUCGACACACCUCGGUCUGACCAAGGGGUGAUCAGCUACUCCACGGACCUUUACUACCACUUCUCCUGCCGCUACCCAUUGGAGUACCUGAUCAACAACACAGAGAUUGUAGCCUCCUCUGUGUCAGUGGCAACCAGCGACAAUAAUGGAACCUUUAUUAAAAAUCUGAAAAUGGGUGUUUAUAAUGACUCCAGUUUUGCUUUUCCAUUAAUGAUGCCCUCAACAGGUCUUGAACUGCGAACUACUGUCUAUGUAGAAGUUAAGGCUAUUAACCUGACAGGAAAUUUCCAUGUACUGCUGGAUCACUGCUUUGGGACUCCCACUGCUUACAACAUGACAAACACAGAACAGCACAACUUCUUUACUGGCUGCUCAGUGGACCAAAGGACUGUUGUGCUGAGAAAUGGGCUCUCCACAGUGGCCCGGUUCAACUUUGAGGCCUUCCGCUUUGUUCAGCACCGUAACCAGGCAAAAUCCAGCUUGUAUCUGCACUGCAUACUGAGACUGUGUGAGCCUGACCAAUGCCAGUCUAUCCUGGCUGCCUGUAAUAACAGAAAAAGAAGAUCUGUGACUCCAUUUGGAGAGGAAAGCAGUGAAUCUGCCACAAUUUCAGUAGGACCUCUGUACACAUCAGCAGAAGAAAGGCCAUUUGCAUCUGCCUACAGUAAUAACGGAGCAUCUGGAGAGAGUGACGUGGAUGUGACGGGUCUGGUUGUGGGGGUGGUGUUGGGAUCUGGUGCUGCUGUCCUGCUGGUUCUUGGGGGCUGGUUCGUUCUCAAGAAGUUUUACUGGACGGGAGGAUUAGCCCACACUUUUGACUGACAGACCUUGUUACAUAUAUUCACAUAAUGCAUUGAUUUUACUGGCCGGGUGACUAUUUAUAUGUCGUGUAUUAUGCUUCUUGACUUUUUCCAUCUAUACACUUUGUCCUUGUAUUUAGGUAACAUUCAUAUGUUGAGAAGGAACAGUUUGUUUAUUUUAUGACUGUGUAUAUUUGCUUUAAUAUCUUUUCCCUUCACAGUCAGAUUGUCUGCCCACUCAGCUUUUAGUGGCUUUGGGUAUCCUGUACAGAAUAUUAGUAGCAUUUCCAUACAGGAAAAAGCUUAAAACACAUUUCUAGCACAAUGGAAUUUGGGGAACAAGUCAGACCUGCUG
Sphaeramia orbicularis (orbiculate cardinalfish) is the source of this 1582-nucleotide messenger RNA. RefSeq names its product zona pellucida-like domain-containing protein 1. The transcript is spliced from 11 exons. The record is from RefSeq and is a predicted model, not a curated record. The coding region runs from base 29 to 1249 and encodes 406 amino acids. NCBI's taxonomy places the organism in Eukaryota, Metazoa, Chordata, Actinopteri, Kurtiformes, Apogonidae.